UGCCUUCUACUCCACAUCCUGAGUUUCAUAACGAAAAAACGUAGCAUAAUUCCCUCAUAGCUCAUGAUACUGUUUUUGCUGACAAAAACCAAAAAGAAGUGGAGAGGGGGAGGGAGAAAUCUGAGCAUCAAAUUAGCGAUGUUUGUACCAUAAACCAAGGAGGAGGAAAACCAUGAGGAACAGCAGCAGCAACGACAGUAGAGAAGAAGAUCGAAACAAAGAAACUUCUUCUUCACCUUCCAAUUCCGAGUCCAGAUUCAACCAAACUCUUAGAAAUGUUCAAGGGUUGCUCAAGGGUCGCAGUUUUCCUGGUAAGAUACUGAUAACACGGAGAACAGAUCCCCUGGACCUGUCAAGUUUGCAUUCCCCAAACAGUGGCCCGAGAUCUUUGGAGAGUGAUAUUCACCAUCGCAAACAAGUGGAUAAAUCAACUGAGGAUGAAGUUGAAAACAGAAGUAGUACAAAAGCUAGCUCAUCUGUUAAUGAUACAAAAUCUUCAACAACGGGUAGUGAAAACACAUCAAAAGAGGUCCAUAGGUCCACAGUCGGAGCUAGAGCUACAGAUUCUGCUAGGCUGAUGAAGUUCACCAAGGAAUUAUCUGGUUCAUCUGUAUUCUUAGAAAAACUGCGUGAAUUAGCAUGGAGUGGUGUGCCUCCACAUUUGCGUCCAACUAUAUGGAGACUUCUGUUGGGAUAUGCACCCUCUAAUUCAGAUAGAAGGGAGGGAGUUCUGAGAAGAAAGCGCCUGGAGUAUCUUGAUUGUGUUGCCCAAUAUUAUGACAUACCUGAUUCUGAGCGCACAGAUGAAGAGAUCAACAUGCUUCGUCAGAUUGCUGUUGAUUGUCCAAGAACUGUCCCUGAUGUCUCGUUCUUUCAACAAGAGGAAGUUCAGAAGUCACUGGAGCGAAUACUUUACAUAUGGGCUAUACGGCAUCCUGCAAGUGGCUACGUGCAAGGAAUAAAUGAUCUCGCGACACCUUUUUUAGUUGUUUUUUUAUCAGAAUACUUGGAGGGUAGUGUUGAUACUUGGUCAAUGGCUAAUCUUUCUUCCGAACAAGUAUCAAAUGUUGAAGCUGAUUGUUAUUGGUGUCUAACAAAGUUGCUUGACGGUAUGCAAGACCACUACACAUUUGCCCAGCCAGGAAUUCAACGUCUUGUGUUUAAGCUGAAGGAAUUGGUUAGAAGGAUCGAUGAACCUGUUUCAAGGCACAUGGAGGAACAGGGGCUUGAAUUUCUUCAAUUUUCUUUCCGCUGGUUCAAUUGCCUUCUUAUACGUGAGAUUCCAUUUCGUCUUGUUACUCGUUUGUGGGACACAUAUCUUGCUGAAGGGGAUGCAUUACCAGAUUUUCUUGUCUACAUAUUUGCCAGCUUUCUUUUGACGUGGUCAGAUAAGCUGCAGAAGCUCGAGUUUCAGGAGAUGGUGAUGUUUCUUCAGCACGUUCCGACACAGAACUGGAGUGACGUCGAGCUGGAGAUGGUGCUCUCCCAAGCUUACAUGUGGCACACCAUGUUCAACAACUCCCCCAGCCAUUUUUUAGCUGGCUGACAACGGAAGUAGCGCUAUUCCUCAGUGUCGAGAUAGAUCCCAUCCUGUGUGAGUUCCAGACUGUAAUACUUGUAUGUUACAGUAAUUGCUGUCUCUUGCCUGGUUCCGGCUUUCGA
Molecule: messenger RNA, 1662 nt
Organism: Sesamum indicum (sesame)
Lineage: Eukaryota; Viridiplantae; Streptophyta; Magnoliopsida; Lamiales; Pedaliaceae
Biological process (GO): activation of GTPase activity
Molecular function (GO): GTPase activator activity
Source: RefSeq, a predicted model, not a curated record